Messenger RNA from Impatiens glandulifera, 414 nucleotides. RefSeq lists its product as uncharacterized. Lineage: Eukaryota; Viridiplantae; Streptophyta; Magnoliopsida; Ericales; Balsaminaceae. The record is from RefSeq and is a predicted model, not a curated record. The coding region runs from base 1 to 414 and encodes 137 amino acids. The transcript has a single exon.
AUGGGUUCUAAUAUUGAGAUGAUUAUGAGAAGCAUUGAUGUCUCUUCGUUCUUGCUCUUUGAGGGUUCUGCCGAUUCAGAAGAUAAGACAAUAAUAAUAUUCAAGGAGGAGGAUUUAGAUGAUAAUGAUGAUGAUGAUGCAGAAUCUUGCAUUUCCCACUCGCCGGAAUUCGAUACCGGCGGUUACGAAACAGCCGUUGAAGACUGGCCGGACGAUGUGGCCGGUUCUUCACCGUUGGAUCAGAAAUGGAGUGGCGAAGAUCAGGACGAGGUGGUCAGUGGACGGAGAAGAAGAAGAGGCCUAGGUUAUUAUGAUGGAAAUGAGGACAGAAAGAAAUUUAAGGCUUGUUUGGAUUCUGGAUUUUCAGAAAUGGAGAAAAAUAGGCUCUUCUGGGAGGCCUGUUUAACCACUUAA